AUGUUGUGUAGAGUAGGUUUAAAUAGUGCUAGUAGGUUGGCUGCUAGAAGAACGGUGACUGCACCAGCAGUUCGUUUCUUAACCACAGAAAGUACUCUCGUUGACCACACCACUGGUAAGACCAUCCAACUCACAGACCCAAGUCAUCCAGAAUUGGGUGACUAUCCUGCUUAUAAGGGGGUAUUGGCACAAGAUAAAGAUCCAUACGCCAAAUAUGAUGACCCACAAAACAGAAGAAACUUCAACGAUCCAUUAACCCACGACUACGAUUUGUACGAUAUCUGGUCACCAGAUUACUUUCAAUUUGUUUCAGAUAAGACCGCUUUGAAGCACAACGGUGUCUUUUUUGCACUUUUCUUUGGAUUCGGUGCAGUUUUAUAUUAUUUCCAGUUAAACCCAGAGAAGCCUGCCAUGCCUAGAUCAUUCCCAUUUGGAGGUUUGGCCAAGGAGUUGGGUUCAGGUAAGGCCGAAGACGAUGAAUUUUACAGAGUUAGGCCAGAUUUAACUGCUGAGAAGGAGCUUGGAUUUUUGAAGCCAAUUGGCAGCGUAACUGAAAAUGAAGAACAAUACAAGAAGGAAAAUGCUGAUUUCAUCACCGCUUAG
Dujonia railenensis is the source of this 603-nucleotide messenger RNA. The record is from the annotation of a GenBank genome assembly. Lineage: Eukaryota; Fungi; Ascomycota; Pichiomycetes; Serinales; Debaryomycetaceae.